AUGAGACCCCAAUUAUUCAUCAUUCUAGUUUUAGUUUCAACAAUUGAUGCGAAAAAGAACAAAUUAAAGUCAUGCAAACGAACAGCAUUUAGUCGGCACACGACCAAUUAUCAAGCAUGGCGAGAACAAAUGACGGUUUGCGAUCUACUUCAAGACUAUGAUGCCGCUGUGAGACCAUCUGGAAGAACGCCAUACAAUGAUACAAAAGGUGCUGUAAUUGUGACAACAAGCAUGGAAAUCCGAUCAAUAUCCGCUGUAUCGGAAAAGAAUAUGGAGUUCGUUGCUCAGUUCCGUUUCAAACAGGAAUGGUACGACGAUCGUUUGCGAUUCAUCGAGCACCAAGGACUCCUGUCGCCCGACUAUCGCAAUUUCGAGUUCAUCCAUGUUGCUCGCGAUCAGAACCUUUGGAUUCCGGACACAUUCUUCCAGAAUGAGAGAAAUGGAUGGUAUCAUAUGUUGGAUCAGGAAAAUCGCUUCCUGAAAAUCCGUUCGGAUGGAAAAUUGUUCUAUGACCGUCGAUUGACAUUGCAUUUAGCGUGCUCGAUGCAUUUGUCGAGAUAUCCAAUGGACCAUCAGAAUUGCGAAAUCGCUUUUGCUUCAUAUGCCUACACAACAGCCGACAUUGAAUAUGUAUGGGAUACGCCGCCAGUUUUGAUGCACGAAGGAGCCAAUGGAGCAUUGCCCAACUUCGACAUAGUUUCUUUAAAAAAUGGAUCAUGCACUUCGACGACGAAUACAGGUUCAUAUUCUUGUCUCAAAGUCGAAAUUCGUCUCAACCGUGUGUUCUCGUUCUUCCUACUCCAGCUCUACAUUCCAUCUUCGAUGCUUGUCGGUGUCGCAUGGGUCUCGUACUGGAUCGACUGGAAAUCGACGGCCGCUCGUGUUCCGCUAACUAUCAUCACACUUCUUUCAAUGAUCACCACCUCGCAUGCAAUCAACUCAAAUUUGCCGCCAGUCAGUUAUGCGAAAUCGAUCGACAUUUGGGUGGGAGCAUGUGUUGUAUUCAUUUUCAUAUCUUUAAUUGAAUAUGCGGUUGUUAACUAUAUGGGCAUAAUGGAUGAGCACCGGCAAAUGAGAAAAGCGGCAUGUAAUCGAUCGAGAUUGUCGAAUGUUAUUGAUAAUGACAGUUUUGGCGACUCGACACAGCAAGCGCUCACGAUAAGCCCGCAUGAUAAAAAGAGUAUUGUUCGUCGUCGCAAUAAGAAGACAUUAGAAAUGCUCGAAGGCGAUUGCGAUUUUGAGGCGAUCGAAAUGUCGGAUCGCGGCCCGCCGCGUACUGCCGCCGGAAUGGAAGAGGGCUGGACGUUCCAUGACACAACCGAUCUAGUGUAUAUCGGACAACGAAAACGGGUCGAGCUCGUCCGAUGGUGCAGCGUUCUUUCAUCGCGUGGACGAGCCGAGCGAAUCGACAUUAUCGCUAGAAUAAUUUUUCCAAUUGCCUUCCUCCUGUUUAAUUUCGCCUACUGGAGCGUCUAUCUCGAGGAGAUCCCAGAUUAA
Messenger RNA from Caenorhabditis bovis, 1497 nucleotides. Lineage: Eukaryota; Metazoa; Nematoda; Chromadorea; Rhabditida; Rhabditidae. The record is from the annotation of a GenBank genome assembly.